Molecule: messenger RNA, 765 nt
Organism: Monosiga brevicollis MX1
Lineage: Eukaryota; Choanoflagellata; Craspedida; Salpingoecidae
Exons: 1
Coding region: 1-765 (254 amino acids)
Source: RefSeq, a predicted model, not a curated record
AUGCUUGACUGGCUCAACGUUGACGCCAUCCUCUUUGACGUGUGCACAAAGGCCGACUUGCUCCGCCUCAACCUCUCCGCAGCUGAGCGGCGUUAUGUGAGCCUGCUCGAUAAGAAAUCCAGCGGCCUAGGCAAGCUCGCCCUCGUGCACACCAAGCGCAACAUCUUCAUGCACGCCCUCAGCCUGGAGACCGAGCGCCUCUUGUUCUUUGAAGAUGACGUUCGCAUUGAGGCAGCCAGUCCCCUCUCCAUUGUGGAGCAGAUUGUUCACCUAUGGCAUUCGCUACCACCGCGCUGGAACUAUCUCAACCUGGGCCGCUGCUUGUCUUACUGCAACAAACAGCGCUCAUUGGGCAGCGGCUUGGUUCAAGACCUCAUCAAUCUGUGCACCCACAGCAUCGUUCUCGACCGGACGGCCAUGUCCAGCUUGUUGCAAGUGUUUGCGAAUUACCUCUUACCCAUGGGCGACGAUCUGCUUCUGGCGCACUUGACCUCUCGAGGCGCUCUCAUCAACAUCGCUAGCGAUCGGCCAGUGUUUGACCAGGACCGCUUGCACAUCACAAGCACACUUCACCUUAAUGGCUCCCCGGAAGCGCAUCUGGCACCUGAUACUUGUGCCAACCUGCCGCUGCAGCAAAUCUUUGCCCGAAACUACCACCUCCUUCACGAGCACUUUGAGCUCGCCGAUCCCACCGCCACCAGGCAGACCGUUCCCUCUCUGGAAAACAUUUUCCGCCCCCUCAUGUCAGAGGACAUUGUUUGGUAG